Messenger RNA from Trypanosoma grayi, 2118 nucleotides. RefSeq lists its product as hypothetical. The transcript has a single exon. The record is from RefSeq and is a predicted model, not a curated record. Bases 1 to 2118 code for a protein of 705 amino acids. Lineage: Eukaryota; Euglenozoa; Kinetoplastea; Trypanosomatida; Trypanosomatidae.
AUGGGCAAAAGGCAACGGUCGAACUCUCCAUCAAGUGCGGACGACGAUCACGACAGUAGGAACAACACACGCGACGCCUCCAGCUCGGAGGAGGGGACGGACACCACGGGAAUGCAGUCGCUUGGUGUGUUUGUGUGGAGUGAGGUGAGCAUGGUGCUCUACGCCUGCAUGAUGAAGGAGCUGCACUACACAUGCGGCCUCAUUGCAAUGGAGCGGUCGAGGGAGCGGCGCUGCGACAUGAUCGCUGCACUGCAGCCGCGCCUAGAAGCCUUUUGGAGCCGUGAGACGGCGUCACUUGGUGGCGCGGAGCAGCGGGUGCUCGCUGCUGUCUUCCACCCGCACGUGAACGCCAUGCUGGAGCGCUUUACGUCGCUUGCCACGCGCGACUUGACGGCGUCUGAACUGUGCCGCGCGUUCCAGCAAACACUCGAGGCGUUUGGCUUCCCCGAAGAGGAGAACACCGAUGAGGCGCAGCUGCACGCCAACGUGCGGAGGGGCGCCGAGCUGCACGCCUACUCGUACAGCGAGCGCACGGGGCACCAGCUCAGUGUGUUGCCGCGCUACGAGGGCGACCGUCGCACGGAGGAGCAGCACCGCCAGCCGCGCGCCGGGCGUGUCGUGCACUUCCCCUGCCCGCACCCGCACGUUGAGAUCAACACGGCGGUGCAGCUGAUUGAGCCGAAGAAACGCCGCCCACCGCUCGACGAGAACCGCAUCUUUUCGCACCCAAAGAAGGCGACGUCCUCCGGCAUGGAGGAUGUCCUCGUGGACGAGGAGUUGCAGUACCGCGCCCUCGUUGUGCUUGAGCGGCAUCUNGACACCUUCGGCUCCCUCCAGCAUAUCUCCCCGUUUGUCCGUUUCGCGCUGUGGAAUGUGUUGGGGCGUGACGAGGAGAUGUUCGAGCGGCUCUGUGAGACUCCCAGCGACAGCGACGAGGCUGCACAGCAGCAGAAGCAGCUGGAGACGUUGCGACGACGUUUAGCCAAGAAACGUGCUGCCUUCGAUGCCACUCGCGUGGCUGCACGUGAGGCAGCGCUGCAUGUUGGCUGGGCUGCUGUGAGCGCGCACUGGCGGGAUCAGGUGCUGAGCGUUGUGGAGGCGGGCGAGGACGCCGAUUGGUACCUCCUGCGUGACACCGCCAAGAUCGGCUCGCGGGCCAUAUUCCCAAAUUAUGCCGCCUCGUCCGUGGUGAAGGACAUCGCUCUGAAGGCACUGCGGCGGGUGCGGGACGGCCAUGUGGAGUGCGCCGUGGAGGAUGCAGCGGAGUGCUACGAGGUGGUCACAGACGUACUUUUCCCACUGCUGGAGGGAACGGCGCCGUCGCUGCCGCCAACGUCGCGCAAGGACGACGGAGUUAGUGGCGACGUUAUCGAUGGUGAUGGUAGCCACCAACAGCAGCAGCAGCAGCAGCAUCAUCUGAGGAAGCGUGUGGCGGCGCUCGCUGCGCAGGGAGCGGGAUCCACGUGCAGUGACGAGCAAGUUGCGCGUGGCGUGCGGUGGGGCCUCGAUUGCGAAAUACUUCUGCCGCAGGAGGGAUCGACGUGCGCAUUCGUCACGGACAUGUUCGUUUGGCCGCUGCAGUGCCUGGCGUCCCUGCUGGAACUUAUUGCUGUGGGGCGCUACGCGGCGGAAGGACUGAAGAAGUUCGCUGCGGCCUUCCUCCCGUCGAACUGGGGAGACGAGGAGGCGGUGCUGGAGUUCCUUGUGCGGCGCGAGCCUACAAACAUACCACUCGCGUCCUUUGUUGGGUUUCCACGUCUUGUGCGGGACGUCUUCACCUCUGCGCAGUGGCUGCGCAACGACAAGUGCUUUGCCGCUGUGGUGGAGUGCCGCAGUCAGGCGUUUGCGCUUCCCUCCGGAGCGUCGGCGAACAACUACGUCCAGUGGCGGGUGCUGUCGACGCUUCUGACCGCACUCGACUACGGCGAAGGCGUGCUGGCGCUCACUGUUCGCCCUCUGCCUCCGCACGCAACGGAGGAAGGGAAGCUGUGGAGCGUCGCGGAGUUGCAGUGCGCACAAAAAACAUGGGUUGAUGGCCUUGCGCUCAUGUUGACGACUCCUGCUUCUACUACUGGCAUCACUACCACGGUCGAUGCUGUCAAAACAGAGGAAGGAUGA